CGAUUAUUUCGACAUUUCGCCUAAAGCACGUCUAAAGACCCUCGUCAUGUUUGGGCUGCUGGUGAUUCUGCUGCCACUAGUGCAGUGUUUAAUCCGCCCUACAAGUACAAGCCCAUCUGGUGGCUCACCUGUCAUUCUAGUGUCCACGGACGGGCUAGGAUGGCAGUUUCCUGAGCGAUUCAAUACGCCGAAUUUGGAUUUCAUGGCGCAAACUGGAGUCAAAGCGAAAUACAUGAAGGUCGUGACACCCAGUGUAACAUGGCCCAACCAUCAAACCUACAUGACGGGGCUCUACCCUGAAAGCCACGGGAUUGUCUCCAAUAGAUUCUGGGAUCCCGCGUAUAAAGAGAAGUUUAUAUUCGAUCACGACUGCUCAAAUGGCGACCCAAAAUUCUGGAACGAAUCUGAGCCGAUUUGGUUGACCUUGCAAAAGAUGGGCAAAGAUUCCGGUUUGCAUUUUUGGCCAGGCUUCUUCAGUUACGACAUCAAGCCUACGUAUUACGAGAAACUGACGUGCUUUCUCAACUGUAGUGCAAUACCGUCGAGUGAAUUGUGGAAGUACAGGAAUAAGACCCGGAAAGAGUGGCCUCCCUACGAACACUGCUACCCUAACUACACCAUCCCCUUCUCAAAGAGAAUAGAAAAGAUUAUGAGUUGGCUCACGUCAAAGAAACCCCCGCAGUUUGUGGGGUUUUAUGCUGAUCAACCUGACUGGGUCGGACACUCGUAUGGUCCAGACUCGGACAAGUUUAGGCGAAUGGUCGAACAUGUGGAUAAGGUUGUUGUUGGUGGAAUGAUCGACUCACUCAGGAAUGCCGGUCUUCUCGAAAAGGUCAACUUGAUAUUUGUCUCGGAUCACAGCUUCACAACUGUCAACAAAAGUAGAGUGAUUUUCUUUGAUGACUUUAUUGACCCUGCAACCUAUAUGCUAACUGAAGCUACAGCGUUCGGUCACAUAUGGCCAAAACCUGGGAAAUUCGACGAAAUCUACACCAAUCUAACCACCCACAUGAUUCAGAAGUACCCCCAGGUCAAGGUGUACAAAAAGGAAGAAAUACCGGAAGCGUUCCAUUACAAAAAUAAUCGCCGGGUCCCUCCCAUCUAUGUCUCAGCUGGGUUCGGGUAUGGGUUCAAGCCUAGGAGGGCAUGGUUUAAUGUUUCGGACGACUGGGUUUAUGGUUACCAUGGAUACCCAUCCGAUGAGAGAAUGGGAGCCAUUUUUUAUGCGCGCGGUCCCGCCUUUAAGACUGGGUACUACUUUGAUGGUCCUCUUAGGUCUGUUGAUAUAUACCCAAUGAUGUGCGAGUUGCUAGGGAUUCAGCCACACCCUAACAACGGUUCCCUUAGCAACAUGAUGCAGCUUAUGGUCAAUCAGGCCCCGAGGGGGGUGGGAAGUGUAGGUGUUCUGGUCUCGGGGUUGAUGCCUAUUUUUAGUAUCAUUACAUCAUUUUACUUAUUCUAAGUUUAUACAUUAAUGGAUAGAGAUGGUGGUAGAGAGGGUAGCUUUUUUCCACCUAGCCUGCUUGCAGGCGAUAGUCGGUGUUAUCAUCGGGGAAAACCCUCUCCUUCAGUGAUAGGGCGCCACCUUUUAUUUUAAGCCGCGUGGUUCCUGGGAACAAGCGCAAAAACGGACGCCCCCUGCCCCCCUGCCCUGCGUCCGUUUUUGCGCUCGCCCCCAGGAACCUUCAUAACACCAUGGGUGAACCGAACUUUUUUUUAGAAAAUAUUCAUAUACUUAUGAGGGGUCAUUUGUUUUUUGUAUUUUUUGUUUGUUUGUUUAAUAAUUUGUCCUCCAAUAUACUAAAAAAAAAUAUGUAUAUAACACUAGAAGUAAACGGUCUAUGGGUCUUUUCCCAAUGGCAGAUUGAUGAUAAGCAUACGGGACACACAAAAAGCACCGGGAGCUUGCGGUCACUCUAAUUCGCCUUGUAAACCAUGAAUUAGCCGAUAAUUAGCCGAACAUUGGGCGAAAAUUGGCCGAGAGUAUACCAUAAGCUUUUGCUUUCUUUACUUGAAAUCCCCUGUUUCACCGGUCUAACGUAUGUGUAACACAUGUAUAAGCCACAUGUAUUUCAGGACGAUUUUGGCUCCACUGACGUAAUCACAACGCAAAGUGUGACUCCACUCAAAUAGUAUUGUCAAAUCUUAUUGCCAAGUCUUGAAAUAGAUCUCCAUUUCGCAGUUUUAUUUUAUCGCCUGCAAAGUAAAAAAAAUAGCUUUUUUCAGUUGAAAAGCAUGAAAUUGAAAGAUGCGUUAAUAGUAUUAAUAAUGGUUUACCCUGAAGGUUGUACCAUUAUACGCCUACGAUUUGUCAAGAGAAAUGGCGAGCCACAUUUAAUUAGUUUGCUUGUGUCAAUAAUGGUUUCUCUUUUAGUUGUAUUGCUAGACGCCUACAGCGCGGUGAUAGCAGUUGUCACCAGUUAAGGCGAUAAUUUCUAGUAGUCGUAUGAUUGUAUCAAUAAUGGUUUAUCAUUGACAGCAUUACCAUGUUUCUACAA
Nematostella vectensis (starlet sea anemone) is the source of this 2498-nucleotide messenger RNA. Its product is annotated as ectonucleotide pyrophosphatase/phosphodiesterase family member 5. The transcript has a single exon. The record is from RefSeq and is a predicted model, not a curated record. NCBI's taxonomy places the organism in Eukaryota, Metazoa, Cnidaria, Anthozoa, Actiniaria, Edwardsiidae. Bases 47 to 1462 code for a protein of 471 amino acids.